Rhopilema esculentum is the source of this 2498-nucleotide messenger RNA. Its product is annotated as 2-phosphoxylose phosphatase 1-like. NCBI's taxonomy places the organism in Eukaryota, Metazoa, Cnidaria, Scyphozoa, Rhizostomeae, Rhizostomatidae. The record is from RefSeq and is a predicted model, not a curated record. Gene Ontology annotation, molecular function: phosphatase activity. Gene Ontology annotation, biological process: dephosphorylation.
AGAAAGGUAUUUGGAGGAUCUAUUUUAGGCCCAAUGCUGCAACCGCUGAGUGUAUACGUGUAACUUUUGGAAAAUGCUUCUGAUAACGAAGCUCCGUCAACCAAAAGUUCUUUUGAUGAAAUGGGGACUCCGUGGACCACGAGUCUUAUUGCUUUUUGCUACUUUCUGUAUUGUUGUCAUCGUAAUUCGCACUUUUAUUCGUGGACAUUUUCCAAUCUAUUUGUUCAAAGAUGCUGAUGCAGAAGCAGCAAACGGUCAUGGCAAGUUAUAUUGCAACAAACCGGGCAAUGUAGUUGGUAAGGAGGGACAUUUGUCAUUUUUUAAAGGUGGUAAAAGAAAUUAUCAGCUACAACAAGUUUAUAUUGUCAUAAGACACGGAGAUCGAGCGCCCAUUAUGCUGAACACUUUCCCUAACAGCCGACCGGUUGAAGUACCCUGCAAGUUUAAUAAGUCCUGGACAUUUUAUGAUGACCUUGUACAAAUCAAAAAAGGGGCGUUUAAUUUUCGAGUUUCUGGACAUAAGACGCACCCAAUAUUGCAAGAAAGAGACACUUGUCUGGGAGGACAGCUCACACCAAUAGGUUUUGCCCAGCACUUAAACAAUGGGAAGUUUCUCAAAAGACAAUACAGUGAUUUUCUUGGUAGCAUAAAUGACCCAUCGAUGAUUUUAUCAAUGAGCACUGCUUACAGUAGAACUGUGCAAAGUGCUGCGUCAUUGCUUUUUGGUAUUUUUGGAGACAGAUUUAAAGACCGUAAAAUGGAAAUACAAGUUCAAGAUGAUAAAUAUAGAGAAACACAUUUUUUAAAAGAUGGUCAAGGUGACAAUAUAUAUUGUCCAGCUUUAGCUCAAAAGUUAAAAGAUAUCUGGAAAGUUGAUGAGUUGCAUGAUUUAAGGAUAAAGAUUGAUCCUAUACGUAAAAAGUAUGCAGAAAUCUUUGACAGUCACAGAGGAGAAAUACCAGCUCUAGAUAGGAUUGUUGACAUUUUGUAUGUUACUAUGUGUCAUGGUCAACUUUUUCCAAAGGCACCUAAAGGUGAUAUUUCUUACAAGCUAGCAAAGACUUCUUUUGAGUUAGCUGACCACCUGAUAUCAUUGAAGCAUCAACAAACUGCUGAGCUUCAAACAUUGGCUAUACUGUCUCAAAUAGUCCAUAAAACAGCAAAACGCAUCAAGAGUCUCAGUGAAAAAGAUUCAAAUUGGCAUAAACUUGUAAUAUUUUCUGCUCAUGACACUGUAAUUGCUCCUCUAUUACAAAUGCUGGGUGCUCAUAACUGGAAGUGGCCCCCUUACGCUUCAAGGGUAGUAUUUGAAGUGUGGAAGGACUCAGAUAACAAACCUGAGGAAGCCAAAGACUUGGAUCAGUUCCUUGUCUUUAGGAGUUACUUUAUCAGGGUGUUAUAUAAUGGAAAUGAUGUAACCAGCAUGGUGAAAUUUUGCAGUGGACAAGUGAUAGAAAACCAAUUUUGCCCUUUUAGUGCAUUUGUGAAAUAUGUUGCUGAUGGACAAUUUGAGGGGGAUAAUUAUUUUGAGAGAAUCACAAAUUUAUGUGUUGGAACCGAUCUUUAGCCAUUUGAUUCUAAUAGCUUCAUCUAGGGAUUUUUAGGGGUGUUUGUUAAUGAUUUUGUGAGAAUCAAAUCUCCAAAGAAGAGUUACUAUAUUUGCUUUUGUGCGAAAAGCAUUUUGCAUCAUUGGACACAAAGAAUGAAGUGUCACAAUCAGUUGGAGAAAUCACAUAUUUCAAUUGUUGAAUCAAAGAUUCCCAAACAUUAUAGACUGACAGAUAAGAUAAUUGUAUGUCGAUCAUUUUGUUUACUUCUUGUUUACAUGAAGCAUUUAUUUCGCAUUCAAUCCUAAUUUUGUAGAACAUUAGUGCAAGUGCCUGUUUUAUAUACAGUCACUUGUUCAAAAAAAAUGCUAUUCUGGCUGGUAGAAGCUCCUUUUUAAAUUGACUUGUAGCUUUCAGGGCUGACUAUUGUAACAAUGGUAAUAUUUUCAGUAACAGAUUCCCUGAAACAAGCAUAUGAAACCAUGAACCAACAUUCUAUAAUGUCUUUGAAGUUGAUUAGAUGUUCGUUAUGUUUGUGUUUUGCAAGAGUUGUAAUAUUUCCAUUUCCUAGAAGUUGCAAAAGUAUAAAAAGAUUCAAAAACAACAUUCAAGAACAUUGAUCAACUAGCAAUGAAUCCUGUUGACAAAUCAUUUUUGCUUGGGAAUUUCCAUAUUUUUACCUUCUUAUCACUUUGCUAUACCUACAGACAGAAAUAUUUAUUUCUACAUAAUUAACAGUAGCACUUCUGAUGGAGCUGUUCUCAAGUAAUGCUGAGAUUCUAUCUGGGAGCUGGUUGUUUAACCCCCCCCCCUCUUCCCCAUGUUGAUUUAAUAUGUGUAUAUACCUUACAAUUUGUUUAUUUCACCACAAGUUAUUUCACCACAAUUUGUUUAUUUCACCACAUUCAAUUGAUAUUUAAUCAUUAUAUAUAACAUUGGUAUUUUCCUGUA